Messenger RNA from Homo sapiens (human), 2670 nucleotides. It is a transcript of the gene POLDIP2, whose product is annotated as DNA polymerase delta interacting protein 2. The transcript has 11 exons. NCBI's taxonomy places the organism in Eukaryota, Metazoa, Chordata, Mammalia, Primates, Hominidae. Gene Ontology annotation, molecular function: DNA binding. Gene Ontology annotation, cellular component: mitochondrion; nucleus; mitochondrial matrix. Bases 80 to 1186 code for a protein of 368 amino acids. The record is from RefSeq and is marked reviewed.
AGUGUGGGACUGGGGCGGAACGCCGCCCGGCCGCGGGUCGGGCUCUGUGUCAGCAGCCGGGCGGGCGCUCGGGCGGGACAUGGCAGCCUGUACAGCCCGGCGGGCCCUGGCCGUGGGCAGCCGCUGGUGGUCCCGGUCGCUGACUGGGGCCCGGUGGCCAAGGCCGCUCUGUGCGGCGGCCGGAGCUGGAGCCUUCUCGCCAGCGUCGACCACGACGACGCGGAGGCACCUCUCGUCCCGAAACCGACCAGAGGGCAAAGUGUUGGAGACAGUUGGUGUGUUUGAGGUGCCAAAACAGAAUGGAAAAUAUGAGACCGGGCAGCUUUUCCUUCAUAGCAUUUUUGGCUACCGAGGUGUCGUCCUGUUUCCCUGGCAGGCCAGACUGUAUGACCGGGAUGUGGCUUCUGCAGCUCCAGAAAAAGCAGAGAACCCUGCUGGCCAUGGCUCCAAGGAGGUGAAAGGCAAAACUCACACUUACUAUCAGGUGCUGAUUGAUGCUCGUGACUGCCCACAUAUAUCUCAGAGAUCUCAGACAGAAGCUGUGACCUUCUUGGCUAACCAUGAUGACAGUCGGGCCCUCUAUGCCAUCCCAGGCUUGGACUAUGUCAGCCAUGAAGACAUCCUCCCCUACACCUCCACUGAUCAGGUUCCCAUCCAACAUGAACUCUUUGAAAGAUUUCUUCUGUAUGACCAGACAAAAGCACCUCCUUUUGUGGCUCGGGAGACGCUAAGGGCCUGGCAAGAGAAGAAUCACCCCUGGCUGGAGCUCUCCGAUGUUCAUCGGGAAACAACUGAGAACAUACGUGUCACUGUCAUCCCCUUCUACAUGGGCAUGAGGGAAGCCCAGAAUUCCCACGUGUACUGGUGGCGCUACUGUAUCCGUUUGGAGAACCUUGACAGUGAUGUGGUACAGCUCCGGGAGCGGCACUGGAGGAUAUUCAGUCUCUCUGGCACCUUGGAGACAGUGCGAGGCCGAGGGGUAGUGGGCAGGGAACCAGUGUUAUCCAAGGAGCAGCCUGCGUUCCAGUAUAGCAGCCACGUCUCGCUGCAGGCUUCCAGUGGGCACAUGUGGGGCACGUUCCGCUUUGAAAGACCUGAUGGCUCCCACUUUGAUGUUCGGAUUCCUCCCUUCUCCCUGGAAAGCAAUAAAGAUGAGAAGACACCACCCUCAGGCCUUCACUGGUAGGCCAGCUGAGGCCCCAAGUGCCCAGGCUUGGUCACCGGGAAGAACAACUCUCAUCCCACAAUUGCUGCAGAACUCUUCUCUCCCCAUCAUGGGCCACAGUGGGUCUCUUAAUUUGAUUGUGGGGUUCUUUUUGUGGGGAGGGGUGGUAUAACUUUUCUUCAGAAGACCCAUGUGGGACACCUCCAAGGCUGGCCUCCUCAUAAGCCCUGCCUACACCAUGUUCCAGUAAACCUCUCCACCAAGGAACUGUGUUCAGCUGCCACAGGCCUGGAGGAGUUUCCUGGCCUGUCACGUGAGGUUUGAUCAGUAAACCAGUGCACGCUUGGCCACCCUUGCCAUUUCUGCUCCCAGAGUCUCAGGCUCCCCUUCUGACCCAGUGUGCGCCCUUGACUGCUUUCUUUGCUGCCCUUCCAGGGAGCUGCCCCCCUGGUAGGGCAUGUGCCUGUUUCCCUCUCAGCCUGGAGGCUGGCUGGACAUCUCCUAGGGUCACUGUGCCUCUCAGCUAGUUGGCGGGGGUGCUGGACUGGACUCUUGUUCACUUUACCUUCUGCCAAAUGCAGAGAGGGAGGCCAGUGUCAGGGUCGGAGUGGCCUGGCUCUUAGCACUGACCGACCAUUGCCAUUUCUGGCCUCGCUAGGCCCAGGAGAGGAGGGAGGCAAGCCAGUCGGGUUUCCUGGAGCAAUGGGUGUGCCAGCCCUCAGCAUGACUCUGCCAAGCAUCCAGACCACAAAUGCAGGAAUUUGGCUGAGGAGCAGCUUUAGGUAUGGAUUGAUGACUAAGUCAAGCUACUUCCUGAGCUUCUCUCAGAUUUCCAAGAGCCAGAGAUGAAUUGUGCUGCAUCUUGCCCCAAUUCUUAGGAUUUCUUUUCCUCCGCCACUGCAGUGAUUGUUAGAGGUAGUUUUCUUGAAUUAAUAUUAAAUCACAGUUCCAGCCCUUGUUAUUCUUGUCCUUAGUCCUCCAGGGGGAGCUGGGGUUGCAGGGCAACAGUACAGUCGCGCUUACGACCUGGCUAGAACACAAGGUCAGAUGAUAAACAGAAGCACAGGAACUCAGCCCAUGGCCGCAAGCUGGUCAAGGCCUGCUCACUGUAAACAUGGCUCUGUACCAUUGAGUUUAACACAAUUUUAUUAGAAAUUAGUGUUUGCUUCCAUCACUUAUGCUGAGCAACCAAAUAUUACAGUUAUGUGAUAAAGGAAAAAUUCUUUCCUGCCCAGGACCUGCGCCAUCCUUUAGGCCGACCUUGGUCACAUACCAAAUUCAAUAAAACCCAAUACUGGCCUGUGUUGUUAACAGCAGGCUGCCAGGUUUCUCAGAAACUGACAAGAAAAUCUGACCUUCAUCCAUACUUUGUUUACUUACCCCUGGGCUGCUUGGAGUUGAAAAAUGCACACAGCCAAGAGUUGCUUUCUGAAUAGGGCUGGAAACUUUCAAAGAAAACCCCCAAACUUUUAAGUCACAAAGUCUGAUUAAAGAAGCUAAGAUCA